Microplitis demolitor is the source of this 2877-nucleotide messenger RNA. It is a transcript of the gene Sk2, whose product is annotated as sphingosine kinase 2. The transcript has 8 exons. The record is from RefSeq and is a predicted model, not a curated record. Gene Ontology annotation, biological process: sphingosine biosynthetic process. Gene Ontology annotation, cellular component: cytoplasm; membrane; intracellular membrane-bounded organelle. NCBI's taxonomy places the organism in Eukaryota, Metazoa, Arthropoda, Insecta, Hymenoptera, Braconidae. Bases 520 to 2523 code for a protein of 667 amino acids.
AGAUUACGACACUUUUACAUUAUGUCUAAGUGAUUAUUAAUAUUAAUAUCUCUAUAAAACCGGUUAAAAAGAAAUACAUAUUUAUGAAAACAUGUAAGAUCACAAAAUAAGCAUAGAUGGCUGUUGCUAUACAUACAGCUAAACACUAAGUGUAAAUAAAAAAUGAUGUGUGAUCUGUAGUGUCUGUAUUGUCUUGAUUUUUUUUCUCCAGUAAAUAUUCUGUGUGUGUGUUUUUUUUUUUGUACUUGCUGCUGCUGCUGCUGCUACUGCUACUGCUGUUGUUGUUUGCAGUUUGGUUUGGAGUCAGUUUGUAGUAACACAAAAGAAGCCCAUGAGAAAAGAUUACAUUUUUUUUCCUUUAUGUAAAAAAAAAAAAAAACAUUCUAAUUUACUAAUUAUUUUACUUGAGUAAUAUAAUUUGUGUUGAUUUAAAAGUUGAGAAUAAAUUAUGUGACAUUAUACAUCUAUAUUUAAUAUCUCAUGAGAUGAUAUUAUAUAUUUACUAAAAUUUAAAAUAUAAUGGAUCAAGAGUCAUCACAAUUACGAUCGAGUGCUUUACUUGAGGAAACAUUUUAUAUAACAUCAAAAAAAAAUACAUAUUAUCGAGUAAAAUUGACAGAAAAAGGCUUAAGUCUUGAAAAAGAAAGUAAUGGUGCAACUAAAAUAGAGACUAUUUCUCUUGGUGAUAUUAUUGGGUGUAAGUGUAUGCGAUCUAAACGUCGAAAUGGUGCAAGUUGUGCUUGUCGUCCAACUAUUUCAAAGCCUCAAAUGAGAGAUGUUCAAGUUAAUGAAACAUAUAAUGUUUGGGACGAACUUGAUACUUCUGCAUAUUUAUAUAUCUAUGCUUAUACGCUUAAAAAACCACGUGUUAAAGGAGCUCUAAGACGUGAACGCACAACGAUUACACUAAGAUUUCGUAGUUUUGAUAAAUAUCAAGACAAUCUUAGAGAAGCCAGUAGAUGGAGACUUGCUAUUAAAUGUCUCAUUAAAAAAAUUCCAAUACCAAAAAAUUUGAUGAGUCCAACUCACGGAAAUUUAGAUUCUUUAUUAAAAGCUUGUUCGAGUGAAGAAAAAAAACUUUUAGUCUUUUUAAAUCCAAAGUCUGGACCAGGGAGAAGUCGGGAAACAUUUCAAAGAAGAAUUCAUCCUAUAUUAUCUGAAGCAGAAAAACUUUAUGAGGUUUACAUUACAAAAUAUCCAAAUUAUGCGAGAGAAUUUGUAAGAAUAAGAAAUAUUUAUCAAUGGAACGGGAUAUUAUGUGUUGGAGGCGAUGGGAUUCUGUUUGAAGUUAUAAAUGGUCUUUUAGGAAGAUCAGAUUGGAAACGUGCAUUAGAGGAGCUUCCUCUUGGCAUAAUUCCGUGCGGAUCUGGCAAUGGUUUAGCUAAGUCAAUAGCAUAUGAAAAACAAGAACCUUAUGAUUCAAAUCCAAUGCUUAUUAGUGCAUUAUCAGUUGUAAAAAAUAAAUAUACACCAAUUGAUUUAGUACGAAUUGAAACAACAAGUCAGAUUCUUUAUUCAUUUUUAUCAGUAGGCUGGGGUUUAAUUGCGGACAUUGACAUCGAGAGUGAAAGACUCAGAGCCAUUGGUGGGCAACGUUUUACUAUUUGGAGUAUAGCCAGACUUAUAGGUCUUCGUAUUUAUAAAGGAACAGUUUCAUAUUUACCUUGUGAUAAUAAUAAUAAGGUAUCAACACAAACUGUAAUUAAUGAAAAUAAUAAAACAAAUGGUGGAUUUUUAUAUGACACUAAAAAUCACAAUGAUAAUGAUAAUAUUGAUAUUGUAAAAAAUAAUAAUGACAUAAUAACACACUCAAAAAGUUAUGGCGAUAAUCUUGAUCGUUAUUGUGACGGCGUUAAAGAAUCAAAAAGUUACCAUAAUGUUCUUGACUCAGUAACAAGUGAUAUUGGUGAUAUAUAUCUCGAUGAUAAUAAUGAUGUCGUGGGUGAAAAUUUAUCACUUGAAACAGAAAUUCAAAGUCGUACUCGAUUAGAUAGUUUUUAUUCAGCAACUUCAAGAAAAUCAACAUAUUACAGUACUGGCUCUGCUUCUAGUUAUCAUAGUAUGGAAGAUAGUGGUAGUUUAACACCAGAUGGUGAAGAUCCUGAUACUGUAUAUAAUAGAAUUAUGUAUGGACCAUCUUCGAGUCUUCCAGCUUUGACCGCACAACUUCCAAAUGAUUGGAUACAAAUAAAAGGUGAAUUUGUAGCAGUUCAUGCAAGUUAUCAAUCGCAUAUUGGUGAAGAUGGAUUUAUUGCUCCUAGAGCUAAACUUGCUGAUGGUUUAAUAUGGCUUUUAAUUAUUAAAGCUGGUAUUACACGAACUAAUCUUCUCCAGUUCCUUCUUGGUUUAAAUACUGGUACUCAUUUGGCUAGCAACGGAGUAGAUAUGAUUCCUGUAAAAGCAUUUCGUAUUGAACCAGAAACAAGUGUGACUGGUAAUAUGACUGUUGAUGGAGAAAAAGUUGAUUAUGGUCCGCUACAAGCCGAGAUCUUUUCAUCUUUAGCAACAGUCAUGAGUCCUUGACUAGAACCUUGAGUAGAAUUUUAGUUUCUCUAAGCUCACACAUAUUAAUAUUUAUGGCAUUUCGUAAAAAAUAUUGUAAUAAAUAUUUACAUUUAUUUUUACAAUGGUUAAAUUCAAACAUCAAUUUAUUAUUAUUAUUAUUAUUAUUAUUAUUAUUAUUAUUAUUAUUAUUGAUAAUAUUUAUAAUAUAAAUAAAAUACAUAUAUUCCAAUAUCAUAUUGAUAAAUAAUAUGGUAUCAAUUUUAAUUUUAAUAAGCCAAUAUCUUUAUCAAAAAAUUUAUAUUUGUAAAUAUUGUACUUUAAUCAUCGAGCUGAUAAUCAUAUAUGAUUUAUAUUAUUCAUUUUGUAGAUAAA